This is a messenger RNA of Fusarium musae, 1320 nucleotides long. RefSeq lists its product as uncharacterized. Bases 1 to 1320 code for a protein of 439 amino acids. Lineage: Eukaryota; Fungi; Ascomycota; Sordariomycetes; Hypocreales; Nectriaceae. Gene Ontology annotation, molecular function: L-amino acid transmembrane transporter activity. Gene Ontology annotation, biological process: amino acid transmembrane transport. The transcript is spliced from 4 exons. The record is from RefSeq and is a predicted model, not a curated record. Gene Ontology annotation, cellular component: membrane.
AUGGCAGACUCGUCCAACGCGCCGCUGCUUCAAUCGCGCAGCUCAUACGGUUCGACUGAUAAGACCUCUUCGCACCAUGAUAGUGAAGCUGCGGGAGAAAUACACCCGAGCCGAGAUGUAGAAGACGAUGUCCUCCCUGAAACGUCGACCAUUGGGAGGAAUUUAUCAUGGCAAAGCGCUUAUAUCCUCGUUAUUUCGCGCGUCGUCGGCAGCGGUAUCUUUGCGACGCCGGGAACAAUCGUUCAAGCCGUCGGGAGCGCAGGACUAUCGCUAUCGCUAUGGAUAAUCGGCGCGUUUAUCGCAGCUUGUGGUCUUGCGGUAUCGCUCGAGUUUGGAUGUAUGCUUCCUCGGUCGGGAGGCGAUAAAGUGUACCUUGAGUUUGCGUAUCGGCGACCGCGAUUACUUGCGUCUACGCUGUUUGCGAUUAAAUACGCGUUGUUUGCGCUGGGAGUAGAAGCGACGGAUGUGUUGAGCAAGAGUCUUGCCGUUGGACUUCUCACGUUCGUUUGCAUCACACACAGCGUUUUCCCCAAAGCAGGCGUCAAGAUACAGGAUGUGCUGGGCUGGAUCAAAAUCGGCAUCAUCGUCUUUAUGAUCCUCUCGGGCUUCUACGUCGUCAUCUUCCGUCCCGACACAAGCACGGCACCGCUUACGCACCAACUUGCGUGGGAACAUCUUUGGGAAGAGACGAGCUGGAACUGGGGCGUUAUUGCAACGAGUCUUUUCAAGGUGUUUUAUUCAUUCGCGGGGUUGGACAAUGCUGCGAAUGUUAUGAAUGAAGUCAAGCAGCCUGUGAGGACGUUGAGGUCUGUUGCGCUGACAGCACUGGGGACGGCGUGUGGAUUGUACAUGCUUGUUAACAUUGCGUACUUUUUGGUCGUGCCGAUUGAAGAGAUUAGAGGGAGUGGUGAGCUCAUUGCCGCUUUGUUCUUUGAGAGGUUGUUUGGGGAGAAGUUUGGAAGAGUUGUGCUCCCAACCGCUGUGGCAUUAUCGUCAGUCGGAAAUGUCAUGGUCGUCGCUUUCGCACUGGCACGAAUGAAGCAAGAAAUCGCAAGACAAGGCUUCCUCCCAUACUCAUCCCUCCUCUCCUCCUCCCGACCGUUCAACUCUCCCAUGGGCGGCUUCGUAAUCCACUACAUCCCCUCAUUCCUCGUCAUGAUCCUGCCCCCCUCUGAUUCGAUUUACUCUCUCAUCCUCGACAUCGACGGAUACGCCGCGCAGCUCAUCGGGCUAGCCGUAGCAAUCGGCCUCGUAAAGCUCCGCUUCCAACGUCCAGACCUCAAGCGACCGUUCAAAGCGUGGAUGCCCGCGACCGCCUGA